Molecule: messenger RNA, 5956 nt
Organism: Siniperca chuatsi (mandarin fish)
Lineage: Eukaryota; Metazoa; Chordata; Actinopteri; Centrarchiformes; Sinipercidae
Product: aconitate hydratase, mitochondrial-like
Exons: 18
Coding region: 43-2388 (781 amino acids)
Biological process (GO): tricarboxylic acid cycle
Cellular component (GO): cytosol; mitochondrion
Molecular function (GO): 4 iron, 4 sulfur cluster binding; aconitate hydratase activity
Source: RefSeq, a predicted model, not a curated record
GACGUCACUUCAGGGCGACAAUCAUCUUUGUCAGUGAAUAAAAUGGCGUCUUAUUGUUUGACUGUCACUAGGUUGCGGCUGGCCCUUGGAACUGGGGCAAGGCGAUUUCAUGUCUCUGCAGCCUUCAGCGCCAAGGCCAAGGUGGCCAUGAGCCGCUUUGAGCCCGGAUUCAGCAUAAACUAUGAGAAGAUGCACGAGAACAUCAACAUUGUACGCAGGAGGCUCAACAGGCCUCUCACUCUGUCGGAGAAGAUUGUGUAUGGUCACCUGGAUGAUCCAGCAGGGCAGGAGAUCGACCGCGGCCGCACCUAUCUGCGCCUGCGUCCAGACCGCGUGGCUAUGCAGGAUGCUACAGCUCAGAUGGCAAUGCUUCAGUUCAUCAGCAGCGGUCUGCCCAAGGUGGCGGUUCCCUCCACCAUCCACUGUGAUCAUCUGAUUGAGGCUCAGAUCGGAGGGGCUCAGGACCUGCAGAGGGCUAAGGAAGUGAACGAGGAAGUGUACAACUUUCUUGCAACUGCUAGUGCCAAAUAUGGAGUUGGCUUCUGGAAACCCGGAUCAGGGAUCAUUCAUCAGAUUAUCCUGGAGAAUUAUGCCUAUCCUGGAGUGAUGCUGAUUGGUACAGACUCCCACACUCCCAAUGGCGGCGGUCUGGGUGCCAUCUGUAUUGGAGUGGGUGGAGCUGACGCCGUGGAUGUCAUGGCUGGAAUCCCUUGGGAGCUCAAAUGUCCUAAAGUGAUUGGAGUGAGGCUGACAGGAAACUUGUCUGGCUGGACCUCUCCGAAGGAUGUCAUCCUGAAGGUGGCUGGCAUCCUGACUGUGAAGGGAGGCACUGGAGCCAUUGUGGAGUAUCAUGGGCCUGGAGUUGACUCCAUCUCCUGCACUGGAAUGGCCACUAUCUGUAACAUGGGUGCUGAGAUUGGAGCCACCACAUCCAUCUUCCCCUACAACCACCGCAUGAAGACGUACCUGGACAAAACUGGCCGUGGAGAGAUUGCCUCUGUGGCUGAUCAGUUCAAAGAUGACUUGGUCCCUGAUAACGGCUGUGAAUACGACCAGGUCAUUGAGAUUAACCUGAGCGAACUGAAGCCCCAUAUCAACGGGCCGUUCACCCCUGACCUGGCCCACCCUGUGUCUGAUAUCGGGGCUGUAGCUAAGAAGAACGGCUGGCCCCUGGAGGUUAAAGUCGGUCUGAUUGGCAGCUGCACCAACUCGAGCUACGAGGACAUGGGCAGAGCGGCCUCUCUGGCCAAGCAGGCUCUGGAUAAAGGUCUGAAGUGCAAGGCUCAGUUCACAGUCACUCCUGGUUCUGAACAGAUCCGUGCCACUAUCGAGAGGGAUGGAUAUGCCAAGAUCCUGAGUGAUGUUGGAGGAAUCGUACUCGCCAAUGCUUGUGGCCCCUGCAUCGGACAGUGGGACAGGAAGGACGUGAAAAAAGGAGAGAAGAAUACUAUUGUCACGUCCUUCAACAGAAACUUCACUGCCAGGAAUGAUGCUAACCCAGCUACUCAUGCUUUUGUCACCUCUCCUGAGAUUGUCACUGCCCUGGCCAUCGCCGGGACCCUCAACUUCAACCCAGAGACUGACUACCUGACUGCUCCUAACGGAGAGAAGUUCAAGCUGGAACCCCCAACCGGUGACGAGCUCCCCUCCAAAGACUUCGACCCGGGCCAGGACACCUACCAGCACCCCCCGGCCGAGGGCACCUCAGUCAAGGUGAAUGUGAGCCCCUCCAGCAACCGUCUGCAGCUGCUGGAGCCCUUCGACAAGUGGCAUGGAAAAGACCUGGAGAACAUGAGGGUCCUCAUCAAGGUGAAAGGAAAGUGCACCACUGACCACAUCAGUGCUGCCGGGCCCUGGCUGAAAUUCCGCGGCCACCUGGACAACAUCUCCAACAAUCUGCUGAUUGGUGCAGUCAACAUUGAGAAUGAUGCCGUCAACAAGAUCAAGAACCAGCUGACAGGAGAGUACGGAGGUGUGCCCGAUGUGGCCCGCCACUACAAGGCCAACGGAGAGAGCUGGGUGGUGGUUGGAGACGAGAACUAUGGAGAAGGGUCCAGUAGAGAGCACGCUGCCCUGGAGCCACGACACCUUGGAGGACGCGCCAUCAUCGUCAAGAGCUUUGCCAGAAUCCAUGAGACUAACCUGAAGAAGCAGGGCCUGCUGCCUCUGACUUUUGCCGACCCCCACGACUAUGACAAAAUUCGCCCUGAUGACAAGAUUUCAAUCACUGGGCUGAAAUCCUUUGCUCCCGGCAAGCCCCUGACAGCAGUGAUCAAGCACAGCGAUGGCAGCCAGGAGUCCUUCUCUCUAAACCACACCUUCAAUGAGACGCAGAUCGAGUGGUUCCAGGCUGGCUCUGCCCUCAACAGGAUGAAGGAACUCCAGUAAUUGGUGGGAGAGGAGGGAGGUAGGGCCUGUAGGGGCCAGUGAGGGGCCUUGGCGUGGGUUAAGAAGGGGAGAAAUGUGGGCCUAGAGAGGGGCUUUGCAAAGAGGAAGAGACGAUGUGAACGGUAACCAGACUUGUUGGUGUUAAUGUUGGUUUAGGGACAGCUGUAGUCGUGCUCAGUUAAACACACACACACACGCACACACACAAGGUCGCUGUACAGAUGAAAAGCGCACACACACAUACACGCGAGCAUGUACACGCACAGACAGGAUUACUGUGAAAGCACUCCUGGUCGACAGGAAGAAUUACUGUUCACAAAUGCACUCAAACAAGCACACAUAACCGAAGCUUAGCAGUGUGCGUCUCUGUUAUAGGCAGCAUUGUUUGUACUGGCAGGACUCCUCAGUUUAACAUGAGAUUUGUCAAGCGUGUAACCCUGUAGUGUUCAGCUGACUGUUUCAUACACAGACGCUCAUCUUUCUCCAUUGAAUGGGGUGAUAUUUUCCUAAUUUUGUGACAGAUUGGUAUCACUACUGUAUUUCUCUUGUUUGGUUUCACCAAAAGUCGUUCCAAGCUUCCCCCCUACAGAAACAGGCUUGUUGGAAGCAUCAACAUAAAGCAUUAUUCAUUAUCAACUACACUGUAUACCAUCUUGAUGGCCGUAUCUAGCAGUAUAUAAACCUGAUUCAGACCCUGAAUUAAUAAAGUUAGAUACAGAAUAGAGAAUAGAGUUAACGGUCUCCUGCUUUAAUGUCUUUAACUACAAAAUUCACCCCAACACCAGACAGUUCUUGUCCUCUAUUAUACCUCCUCUUUAAUGUUUGUCUCAGUAGUCUCCAUCCAAGCAGCUCAAUAAGCUGAGUUGUUCAACUCACAUGUACUUUUCCUUCAUUAUCUCCAGACCUGUCACCUGAAGAACAUCUUUUCCACAUGUUCCCUGUUAAUUAUGAUGCAUCAAAUGGUGAUGAACUCCACUAGUCGUCCUUCAUUUUCCUCCUGUAGUGGGCUGCCGGGUUUGCUGCUUUCUGAUGCCAUUAUUGACUUGAACAAACGUUUCCUCACUCAUUGUAGCGUGGCUCCAUACUGUAAACAAACUACCAGGUUAACUUAUUUACUGUAAGCAGCAUCAUUGACAUCCCAUCAGCCCCUGCACUGUAAUAGUGCAACUGCAGCCCACCCUGUUCUCACUCAGACUGUGGUUCGCUCCGGUACAUUUCAGUCAAUACGUGUAUCUGUGUACACUCCCUGCUGCUCUUCUAAUGCUUGCAUGAUAUAUCACCCCGUUGUGAGAAAACUGUCCUGUGUGGUGGUCUGUCUCUGACUGGGACAACAAACCACAACACAUACUUCUAUUGUGUUAGCGCUAGACUUGCCAUUUUUUCUUUCCAUCUGUGUUUUGUACGUGUGUGUGUGUAUAUGUGAUGCAUGACGGUUUUUAUCAGGUUAACAUCGGUCUGUAUUUGCAUCUAUCUGUCCCUCUUUGCUCAUCCUGUCUCUCUUUUUGCUCUCACCAGGCUGGCUCAUGCAGUCCAAACCACAACCUGAUAUGUUUGGGGAAGUAGGCUGUAAUCAGAUUUGUGUUGGUAGACAUUGAAGCACAAUUAAAUCCUCUGGAAUAAAGCUUCACAGAUCAGUUUGGACGUUAUGUUAUCGGGUAUUCUCUGUUUUCCAGUUAUUCCUCACUAUCAUCUGGAGCUGCCAGGGUGUGAAAUUGCCUUGUGUAGGUGUAAUGGGAGAUGACAGGCGGUGUUUGUCUUUGAGUUGAAUGUUUAUUCAGGUUGAGGUUUGGUCCUCCAUAGCAUGAGAAGGCCUGCUGUCUUCUUACACAAACUAACGCACAAUCUAGUGUCCAGAUGCCUGUACACUAGCACUUUGUAGAGUUAGGAAAGUAGUUUUAGGUUUAGUUUUAGGUGUGCUUUGCCAAGCUUUGUUCAUCCUCUGCAAACAUUUUACUCUUCAGCAUACAUCUCUGUUGUGUGUGACUCUAUAGGACUGACAUACAUCUUGUAAUAUUCAUUACUGAUACACAAGUUUUCAGACUGUAGAAAAUUUUUAUUCAAGAUCAUUGUUGUAUUAAGUUUGGUAUAAACUUGAUACAACAGAGUCUUGCCAUGAUGUAUACCUAGUACGCGCCACUGAAACAGUGUGGUUAUAUAUUUUUGUGGGCUUAGGGAUGUUAAAGGUCAUUGCUGCUAUGUUUUAUGUGGGAGCACUGCUGGUCCUCUGUGUUUAGUUCUCAUGAUCAUCCAGAAAGUCUAUAAAGCCGUCACUUCUUCUUUCUGCUGUCUAGGAAGUAAAAACGCUUUGGAUUAGUAAUUACAGUUCCUGAGGUAUUAAAUCCCUAUGUACUACAAAGCCACUGAGCUUGGACCUGUGUGUAAAUGAUGUGAUAUAUAGCUGCACUUUGUAUAGGGGUGUGUACAUAAAUAAUAAAUAAUUUAUAAAUAUAUAAACAAAGCGAGAGCGCCAGUAAAAUGCUGUAUGCUGCCCGUCUAAAGGAGUCGUUAACUCUGUUUGUGACUUCUUGUAACAUAAUGUCAUGAUAGAGUCCCCCCUGUGGUCUUCAUUAAACUGAAUCUCCAUUAACCUAAUGGUUUUACAAACCAGUUGACAUGUGGAUUAAAUUAAAGCACAGAUAUCGAAUUGUAGCUGUCAGUUGCUGCUGGGCUUUGACAGUGAAAACUGACUUGUUAUUUUUAGGAAGGUGAGUCUUGAUGGAUUUGUGUAUUUUUCUUAAUUUUUUGUUUUGGUUUUGUUCAAAUUGUUGUCAGGGUCAGAGAUGACUUGAAAUAGCAGCAGCCCAACUUUAACAAUAUUUUGGACAUUAAUGACUCCAUAUAUGGGUUAUCUGUUCAGAUACUCAACUGCUCAACACUUUGAGAAUCACCAUGUUUUAUGCCCUCAUUAAGCCCAUCACUUUGAUUUACUGCCAAAGAUGCCUAAUGAAAGUACUGAGAUGUUAAGAAACGAUGGUUAUCCAUAAGUUGUUUGAAAAAUCACCCAUUAUUAUUCAAAAUUAUUAUUUCAAAAAUAUCCCUUUGUCCAUAAUUAUUUGAUUAUGUACAGAGUUUCCUACAGAAUUCACCAGGGUCAAUGUUUAUUUUUAAAACAUCUUAUAAAUAUAUAUCAAUUUGAUUAUCCUUUUUCGUCUGCCAGCACAAUUUAAAACAGCCACUUGUGAAACUGUUUGCCUAUACUGUGAUGUAAGAUAAUGCGUUGUUGUUCACUAGUUCAAGCCUUUGGGUUUUAAAAGCGCUACUGUAAUGUGACAAAUCAAAUGAUGUUCAUGAUGGCAUUGUGUGGUGGUCAUUUUGUACUGUUUGGUCAGGCUUCCUCUGAUGUGUUUGAAAUCAGUUUGUCAACAUGCUUCAUUUGCCCAGAUACAGCAAAUAAAAAAUGGAAUAUUGGCUCCAGAUGUUUUCUCAUAGUGAUGAUUCCCCUCACACUCCUGUUUCAGCAUUAAACUUGAUUUUGUAAAAGUAGAUGAUUCAAAAUGCCUGCAGUUUUAUAGCUUGACCAAUUUAAAAUAUAUCGACAUCUUAAUAUUAAUAAAGAUAAAAGUCUGAA